AUGCAGUCGUGCUGUUGUAGAGGAGUGGUGCUGACUACUCGGACUAAAUACUCCACGGUGACGACCCCAACUAAUACUACUACACUGGGUACACAGCAGACAACGAAAAAUGUAACCACUGAAUUUAAUAGACGUGGUUCUGAAGCUGUAAGUGAGGGAUCUGGAUCUUCCUCUAUUCAAUAUAUUGAUCAAGAGAUUUCAGCAUCUACAAACAGCAGCACCGAUACACUGCCAGGUAUCAAGACAGAUUAUUUAGAAUCAGCUCCAUUAUCACCUGAUCCAGUACUACUAGUUACCAAGGAUGUCAUCAUCACAGCAACUGCGACACCAACAACGGUAACAAUUAAUGGAAUCCAAGAAGACAUCACAACAAUAUCAUCAUCAUCAUCAUCAUCAUCAUCAUCAUCAUCAUCAUCAUCAUCAUCUUUUAAACAACAACCACAACAAAAGGGUAAUGGACGAUGGCGGAAAAAAUUUCUCUUGCGUCUUAAGGCUGACUACUUAUCAAAUUCCCAAAAUAAUAAAAACACCAAUGACCAAAAUUGUUUUUCGCCAUUGUCAAAUAUAUCAACGUCAUCCUCGUCCUCGGCAAGGGAUGCAUCAAAAUCAUCAAGUCCAUUGAUAACCAGAGGAGACGUUGACUCUAAACUCGUUAAAGUUGGAGCUUUCAAGGCCAGUUCAACCAAUGAUAUUCCAUCUUCGUUGAAUGGAUUCAGUGAAGAAGAGGAUGACGACGACGAUGAUGAUGAUGAUGAUGAUGAUGAUGUUGAUGUUGAUGUUGAUGUUGAUGUUGAUGUUGAUGAUGAUGAUGAUGAUAACGAUGAAGAGGGGAUCAUCCAAGGAGAAGAAGAUGAUGAUAGUUGUGAAGAGACUGAUCAAGGUUCAUCAGUACCGUCCAGUCCAGCUGCUGCUAUCUCCCUCGCUGGUUUACCACCCACUCAAGUGCCGUCUUAUUACUCAUUUCUUUCAGUAAAUGGUGGUGCGAUGCGACAAGAAACUACGAGCACCAGUUCGCCUCAGCUGUCAACUGGAGUGACACCAGCGACAAACAAUGAACGGGACUUACCAUCGGAAACAGCAGAGACCAGUUCGGUAACAGAAGAGUGUUUACCCGUGGGGAUGAGCCUAAAGAAACCGGAUACCUUGGAUCCACCCAGUUGUUUACCUGCCGCUCGUUCCUGUCCUAAUCUCGAGCAACAGUCAAACGGGUUCUCUUCUACCAGUGGUUCCUCCAGCCCGAGUCCUAGUCCUGGUCCCGCUGGACCAAGAUUUAAACCCCUUGCCGAGGGAGACAUACAAGUCUGUUAUUUAAAUCACGCGAGGACACUAGUCAGUAAAAUAUUGUCGAGUAAAUUUUUACGACGAUGGGAAACCCACCACCUUUACCUUAACGACGCCUGCCUGUCGUCUAAAACAUUGACAGGAUUUCUUCAACAACCAGUACCGUACAGCAGUAUGACUGAAGUAUAUGCAGUUGCAAGAUGGGAUCCAACAUACAAAUAUUGUUUACGAAUAGUAUUGCCGGAUGGAUCAUUAUUACUUCAAGCUAGUAACGCUUAUACAAGAGAUCAAUGGUAUCACUCUAUUCUUUGGAAGAAAAGUAUAUUUAAAUACCAACACACAGUAUCAAUAAAUACUAAAGAAGAUAUAAUUCUUAAAGAGCUAAAAUCAAUGGUAGACUUUGCCCUGUGGACUCCUCUCCAAGAUGAACGAGUUAAUGGUACGCCUUUGGAGGCAGUAGCUAAGCUUCUUGAGGAUUCGCCAAUACCUAAAUUAUCCAACAGUCAAGAUAAUAAAAUCAAUCAAGAGGAUAGAGAAGAAAUAGAAAAUUUAAACGACCAGAGAAGUUGGGCAGAAGCUGUGCUGGGUGUUGCUGCACCGCUUUUAGAAAAAGCACCGCCACCUCCAGUUUUGGCUCGUGCAUUAGCUCGUCUCACUCACCAGCAUCCAAAAUCAUCUCUGGUGCCAGCUAUCGCCCCAGCAAUCACCCGUUGCCUAAAGCACACAGUUGAUUUUGGUAAAUCUCCAGACAUGCGGAAGCUUAUUCAAGUAUUUAUUGCUGCUCUUUAUCAAAAUGACGACGGUGAGCAGUCAAUCAGAGAUUACAUUAGUUCUAUUCAUGGACCCGGGAGUGAUUGUCCCCAUCCACUUCCAUUUCCAGAAGGUGCUUUAGCUAAUAAACAAGUUCAAGAGACUAUAAUGACUGAUUUAAUGUGUCGAUUGGCUCAAGACACACGUUGUACUGUCCAUCGAGUUCUUUUACCUGUAAGAGAAUUGCGGCCAGGAUGGAUUCAUAUCGCAGCUCCGUCCAAUCCAGCUUGCCCUGAUGACGGUACUCUGUUUGGAAAAAUGUUAACAAGCCUACUGGAAUGUUGCUGUCGUCGUAAAAAAUUUAUCAGUUCGCUGCUUAAGCAAACUGGAAGUGCGUGUAUACUUUUGGGAGUAAGAGGUUGUGACGCAGCACAAGAAGCUCUUUGUCUUAUGCUCGAGUGGCGUCUCUUGCCCAAUGAGGAAGCAAGACUGCAAGUUGUCUCAGCACUACAAUCAACCCCCUCGGGUAAAGAUCGCUACUCAGCUCUCUGUCAGCGACAAAAAAAUCUUCAGGAAUUGGUAAAUAUAAAUAGAUUUUUAUUUUUAUUAUUUUUGUUUUAAUUUUUUUUUUUUUUUUUUUUUUUUUUUUUCCUUUUUUUUUUUUUUUUUUUUUUAUUAAAGCAACAAAAAGGUGGUCCGAAAAAAUUAGUUCUUCCUGUACGAGCAACUGAUGCUGACGUAGCUCUGUUACUUGGUGGUGGUGCUCUUGGUAAUUUGGAGUGUCUCAGUUUGGCGUUUACUUCAGUAACAUCUGCAUGUGCUGAACAACUCAUCAAACUACCAGCGUUGAGAUAUUUAAACUUAUGGGCGACCCAAUUUGGUGAUGCUGGACUGCAAAUGAUAAGUGAGCAUCUUCAAAAACUUCAGGUGCUUAAUCUCUGUGAAACACCUGUUUCUGACAAGGGUAUUUCUACACUGGCCUCACUUACAAGCCUCAAAAAGUUAAAUUUAAACAGUACGAAAUUAUCUGCUCAGACAUUUGAGUCGCUCAAAAAACGUUUGCCAUCUCUUCAAGAGUUUGACGUACGUUAUACUGAAGCCUGGUGA
Cotesia congregata is the source of this 3138-nucleotide messenger RNA. The record is from the annotation of a GenBank genome assembly. Lineage: Eukaryota; Metazoa; Arthropoda; Insecta; Hymenoptera; Braconidae.